AUGUGGGCCGCCGAGAAGCGGAUUCCGUACAUCAUGCUUGCCACCGAGAUGGAACCCACCAAGCGGGCCUUUCAGCUUUACCACGACACCGCUGCCGAGCACGGCUACGAGUCCGGCUCCCAGAACAUCGGCUACCUGUGGAAGGUCCACGUCGAUGAAACCGAGGAACUGGCCGAACAGACCGCUCGCAAAUACGUGCAGGGUCCCAGCAACCCCUUCCUUGCUGGCAACGAGGGCACGGUGAACCCUGCCCUGGUCAACCUGCCCGGCCUUACUUCCCGCACCCGCGUCCUGCCCACCCAAACCGUGGCAACCGCCGCUCGGGGUGGCGGGGGCGGUGUGGCUGGAGUGCUCGGCCGCCCCUACGAACAGCAAAUUGAGGACUACACCAUCAUCGCGGGAACGCCCAAGACUGUGAUUUCCAGGAUCCGCCACGUCCUGGAAUACGUCCGCCCCGGCAGUAUCUUCUUCUGGGACGGCGACGGCGCCAUGACCCACGACGAUGCCAUGCGCAGCCUCCGCCUGAUGGGCCAGGAAGUCAUCCCGGCGGUAAAGGAAAUAGCCAAGGAACUGGAACUCCCCGGUCCCUUCGAGGUUGACCCGGCCACGGGAAAGGACAUUCCUCAAGAAGUGGCCGCCGGCUAG
Molecule: messenger RNA, 645 nt
Organism: Geodia barretti
Lineage: Eukaryota; Metazoa; Porifera; Demospongiae; Tetractinellida; Geodiidae
Source: the annotation of a GenBank genome assembly